AUGCCUUGCUUCGUCGACACAUACAAAGUCGAUUUAGCUGGUCCUUACUAUGGAUUCCAGUCUUGGAAUGAUUUCUUUGCCAGAAAGUUGAAAAAUUACCAAGUUCGUCAGGUAGCUGAUCCUAGUAAUCCAUGGCGAUGCCUAUUUGCCCGAGGAAUAUAUGCAUUUCAUUGGCAGGUGACGUCAUGCCACGAUUGCAAUUUGAGAUCACCCCUGAUGAAGACACUAGACUGGAGUGUCGAAACGUUGGGUCUUGAUUACAAUUCGACUGGGCUUUGUAAUCAUUUAUUUAAACCAGAGUAGCUAGCGAAACAUGACUGAUAUACCUGAUUGAUAUGAUGAUUCCCUAUUGGGUUUAGAAUGAUCAUGCGGAAAUUCUAACCGAAGUUAUAACUAACGUCUGGGAUUUGUCCCUUUCAUCACAUACUUGGCCAGAUUCAUGGAAAAGAGCGAAUAUUAACCCUCUUGCAAAGGUUGAUUUACCAAAGGAAGAUGGCGACUUUCGUGGAAUAAAUAUUACACCUGUAAUUGCGAGGACCUUCGAAAAGCUCGUUUAUAAUAGUCAGGUUAAGUCGACAGUUGAGGAAAUUUUAUCCCCAACGCAAUUUGCGUACAGGCAGGGGGGGAGUUGUACAAACGCUCUGUUAACUAUUCAGAACAAAGUACUCAGCUUCUUAGAUAGAGCGGACUGCAAAGCAGUUAGACUGUUUUCUAUGGAUUUUAGCAAGGCUUUCGACUCAGUGAAACAUUCACUCCUCUCGGAAAAGUUAAAAACUGUGCCACUCAACCCUUAUAUCAUAAAUUGGUAUUUAAAUUUUCUAAAGAAUAGAAGGCAAAGAGUCGUUUGUAACGAUUUUUGUGGAGAAUGGAUGGAUGUUAAUAAGGGUACAACACAGGGGAGCGUAAGUGGCCCCUACCUUUUUAAUAUUUUCCUAAAUGAUUUAGAGGCGGACAUAGACGGCGAGAACGCUCUUUUUAAAUAUGCGGACGAUUCAAAUAUAAUAGUUCCAGUUUGGAGUGAGGGUCCUGAUACAUCAACAGAUACAGUUGGACAAUUCCUGAGCUGGUCUGAUGAUAAUUUUAUGACUUGUAACCCUGGUAAAUGUAAAGAGCUUAUCAUCCGGAAGAAGGGAUAUAAUGAUCAACUUGACAAUGUUUAUAAUAUACCCCAAUGCAAAGAACUUCCCAUUUUAGGUACUACUUUUCAAGACAAUCUCAAGUUCACCAGUCAUGUGCGAGGUAAAUUGGUCAAAGCAAACAAAUGCUUGUACGUUAUACGAACACUCAGGACAGAAGGCUAUAGCCAAUGUGAGAUAGAUUAUCUAUUUAAGACCCUAGUAAUAUCUACUAUAACGUUUGGCCUGUCCGUCUACGGUUCUUCUCCAGCCGAACUCAAUACUCUACAACGGUUUUUUGACAGAUGUUUUAAGCGAAAGUAUAUAUCAGAACCUGUAAAUAUUAGAUAUCUUUUAGAAAUACAAGACAGAAAUAUUUUUAAAGCUUCUGUAAAUCAGAAGAGUGCCAUAGUCGACUUGAUACCGAGAAAAAAAUCCACAAGCUACUCUUUGAGGACAGAGUUUAGUCAGUAUCCAAGAGUGAACACGGAACGUUUUAAAUUGUCGUUUGCAAAUAGAUUAAUUUUUAACUAUAACCUAUUCAUAUGAUGUAAACUUUACUAAUGUAUUCUUAAUAUGUACUUGUAACAUAAGAUAUGUAUUUUUAUCUUUUGAUCUAUUAAAUAGACUUUUGAAUUGAAUUGAAUUGAAUACCUGGUUGUAGUGAACGAACAAACUUUAAACAUAUGCGAUCUCUUCUCCAUGUGAUGCCAUCAUGCCACCCCAUAUUUCAUCGAGAGACCCAAAGCUCCGAGAUCAAUUUUGGAUCAAGUCACAGCCGUACAGCUGACAACAUCUGCUUGAUGAUUCAUCAUCAACAAGUACGUGGGAGGCACUGUCUACCAAGCCUUUCUUGAUACUGCCAACUACCAUCGCUGGCAUGCACCAGUUGCUGGUAAUAACCAAGGCAUACGUUAAGGAAGGCGCUUAUUAUGCAGAAUCUCUCUCGAUGGGUUAUGAUCCAAUACUUAUUCAAAACGUUAUCUCAGUCACGUGGAUACCCGAACCAUAAUCCACAUUGAAAAAGGGAACCCAAAUAUUGGUACCGUGAUCUUUGUCGCAGUAGGAAAGGCUGAGAUCUCAAGUUGUCCUAUUGAGGCAUACUAUGGGGAGAAAGUAAAUAAAGGUGAUCCUAUAAGCACUUUUCAGUUUGGUGGAUCCACGUACUGCCUCCUGCUCCAAAAUGGUGUGGAGAUUACAUUUGUUGCUGAGCUACCACAUGGAGAAUUGACAACUGGUCUGCAAUUUGUCAACAGUGCUAUCGGUGCAGUCGUAGUUCCGCGACACCGGCGGUAAUUAGCCUACCUGUCAAACGGAAGAACUUCAUGAUCAUUUUCAUUGUUAACAUUGGUGAAAUAUAGUCAAACAAAAAUUUUGGUCGGGUGAUUCUUUGAUCGUGAGAACGGUCAAAUAAAACCGGUUUAGACAUUAUGGCGUAUUAGGAACUGCUGUUAUGGAAUUUAUGUAGCGUUACGUACUAAGAAAAUACUUAAAUAUUAUCGAACAGUAAUUAGUAUUGUGAUGGGAAUAUAUUAACAUAGUGGUGAAUAAUUUUUAUAUGUUUGUAAACGUCGUUGUUUUUGUGUUUCUCUUCCCCGCGUCUGGAAAGCAUGAAUGAUAAUAACUUGUCCCUUGUCAUCGUAUAACUUCCCCGUUUCCCAGAGGCGUUAGCUCGGGGCGAGGGUACUAAUUCCGCGCGGGUAUUUAAACCCAGGGAAAGGAAUUAACGCUCUAGCGGUGUCUAAAGUUCAUCAAAUGUCGUGGGCGCAUGGUUAUGAUCCAAGAGUGGACCUCCUCACUGAUCUCAAAAAUAUGGCUGUUGGCCAGAAGUGGGAUAAACACAUGCACUGAGGAUAUUAAAGCAAGAUUUUACUUUUCAAAAGCAUAUAUUUAUUUGGAAAAUCACGUUUCACACAAUGAGCUUUGAAGCACUUUUUGUUUGAACAAAUGAGAAGAAUUUAUUUACUAUGAAAAACCGUGAAAUAUUGGGCAUGGUCAAGUUUGCUUUGAAUGUUUAAUAAUGUAAUUUAUGAAUUUUGUUGCUUUUAAUAAUAAUUUAUAGCAUAAAACAUGUACUGCUGUUUUCCUUUUCAAUAAAGCUGUAAGUGUCCUAAAUUACCCUGUUUAAUUUAAGAAAAAAAAUAAAUGUAAAGGAGAGCGAAUUCAUUUGAAGACCUAACUGAAAUUACUCAACAAUUUGAAGUAAAAACAGUUUAUCGGCAAAAGCAGUUUAGACAGUAAAGUUUUAUAGUUGUUAAAAUGAACAUUUCAAAACAUUUUACGAAGCAAUUCAGGUUAAAUUUUACAUUGAAUCAGCUCACAAAAUCCAGAACAACAUACCUAUUAUAUAGCUAUAAGCAAUAAUCUUUCGACAAUUUUUGCCGUGUUGUACAAAAAUAUAAUAAAAAUAUCGUGUUGCCAAAUGCCAACAACAUGACGUAAACGCGAGCCUGCGUUCAGUGUUGAUCAAUUACUAAUACUUCAUGUUAAAUCAAUGUUUGGAAAAUAUGGGCGUGGGGUUGCUGGGUGCAUGUAUUUAUAUAUAGUAUCAUAUUGAAUUAGAAAAUCGUGUAACAACGCGGGUUUAACAUUGAUUUUGGAUUGGAUCUAACCCUGCCUCAAAUAAUCUGAGUUCCUUCCACAGAUUUGUAACCAAAACUGAAAGGGCCAACUGUAAGGCUUUGUAACUAACCAUAUUGAUUCCAUUGAUCUGGAUAAUAUUUUCUGAACAGUAUUACACAAUUCAUAAUGUAGCAUCGCGAUACAGAAAUAAUUUAUUUUGUACUGUAGGGCAACAAUUCUACCUCGGCUGUUGCUUCGUGGAAUGGAAAAUUCCAUCUUUCACGUCAUGAAAGUAUUUUUACAAUAGCACUCAUAAACAUCCAUUAUUUGACGUAUAAUGCGUAAAGGUUAAAAAUGUGAUUGCCUAGAUCGGUGAAUAUAUGCUAUCAGUAUAAAUUUUGCAUAUCAAAUAAGCUUUCGCGCGUUUUGAUUGGCUAGUUUACUAGUAAAUCUGAGGCAUUAUUUACCACCUGGGUAGUAAAUAAUGCUUUUCAAAAAGAAUGAUUCCGCAAAUUUGGUUUCAAAAUCGACAAAAUACUAUUGAAAAAAUCGUCCCAGAAAACGAAAAAAAGCACAAAAUGUUGUAUUUAACUUGAAAGGUAGGAUUUCUUUAUUAUAUUACAUAUUCCCGGACAGUUUAAAACUUAUUUAAAACUCCGAAACAUUCGCUUCAAACAAAUCAGAAAUGGACUAUUCCAAUUAAUAUCUGCACCCCUCCCCUGUUGAGGAACUCCUUUCUCACGUCGGUACUCCCCUAACCUGAGUAUCAGGCUCUAUUUUACAAAUAGAGCCUGACACAAAACUUAACCUUAUCGCUUUCCACCCACAGCAAAGUUUAUAUUUAGUAUCCAAUCAAAAUGUCGCAGGAGAAAUUUAAAUUUCACACAACGACAACAACAAUCUAAUUAUAGCAUAGGCAGCCCACUAAACGGCUGAGUUUAAAUUAAAACAGCAAUGAACUUAUAAAAUUAACAAAAAUAAUCACAAACUAGCGAAAUAUAUUGGAAAUGUAGCUUAUAUUAAAUCGCCACCCAAUUGCUCUCUCCUCCGCAGAGGUUUCAGUGACUACAAUGAGCUUUACAUGGCGCUUACCGUAUUUAUCAACAAACUGACAUAUAAUUAUAAACUUUAUAAUUAAACGCAUGCGUAAUGCUGUAACCCUUAAGUUAAGAAGAGAAAAGAAACAUUACUAUAACAAUCAAUUUCAGGAGAAUGAAUCAAACCCAAAGGGGACUUGGAAAAAUUUGAAACGUUUACUUGGUAAAUGUGGAAAAGGAACUGGAUGCACUGGUGCAGGUUCAGCGACAACUGAUUUGAAAGUUAAAUGCAACAUGUUUAAUCGUUUCUUUGUUUCCUGUGCUACGAACUUAAGAUCAAUUUGUAGCACGACUGGCCAUGCGUUCAAAAAAUGGUUACCCCAAAUGGAACAUUCGGAAAGCUUUACGUUUCAACAAUUUACUGAUUCGGAGGUUCGAACUGCUCUGAAGGAAUUAAAGGUGAAGAAAGCCACCGGUGUAGACGGCAUACCAAGCAGAUUGUUAAAAGACGGAGCUGACGUAUUGGCCUAUCCAUUGACAGUUUUGUUCAAUUUAUCAGUUCAACAAUGUAAGAUCCCUGGGGAAUGGAAGAAGGCAAAAGUUACGCCACUUUAUAAGAAUGGCGCAAAGAGUGAUCCAAAAAAUUUUCGCCCUAUUUCUGUUUUACCGGUAGUAUCUAAAGUUCAGGAGCGAUUAAUCCAUAACCAACUUGCAUCGUAUUUUGAUGAAAAUAACCUGUUGUGUAGAUUUCAGUCAGGAUUUCGAAAGAAACACUCAACAGAAACGGCGGUAACCCAUUUUGCAGACCAAAUUCUCAUGGGCAUGGAUAAAGGGCUAGUGACGGGUGCCGUUUUCAUUGACCUAGCUAAGGCAUUCGACACAAUCGACCAUGAUGUCUUAAUUCAUAAGCUGAAACAUUAUGGCGUAUCCAAUGAAAGUCUAUUAUGGUUUAAGGAUUACUUCUGCGCAAGGAAGCAGUUUGUAACUAUUGAUUCGCAUAGAUCUGAAGAGCUGGAUAUCGCUUGUGGGGUCCCGCAAGGGUCAAUUCUUGGCCCAUUAUUAUUUAUCAUUUACAUCAAUGAUUUAUCAUCUUGUAUGCGAAGCUGCUCAGUCAGUAUGUAUGCAGACGAUACAGCAAUAUACUUUGCGGCCUCGACGGUUGAUGUGGUGAAUGAUAACAUCAAUAAAGAUUUAAAUUGCUUAUCUGAGUGGUUGAAAGAUAAUUAUCUGGUGCUGAAUAUCACCAAAACCAAGUGUAUUUUGUUCUGCUCACAGAGGCACGGUGAACGAAACAGAGCUCUUACCGUGAACUUCUUCGGGUCAUGUAUCGAAAAUGUUAUCACUUUUAAGUACUUAGGUGUAGUAUUCGAUAGUCAUAUGACGUGGAAAGAUCAAGCGGAUCAUGUAUACAAAAAGGUUGCAGUACGAGUUAAUGUCUUACGGCGUAUUAGAACAUUUCUAACGGAGAAAGCAGCAAUACAUGUUUACAACGGUAUUAUCCUGCCAGUGUUCGAUUACUGUGACAUUACCUGGAGUAGCCUUCUGCAACAAGACGAGGACAGAUUACAGCGAUUGCAACAUCGCGCCGCAAGAAUUAUAACACUGAGUGAAAGAUCAUCUGAAGCGAUGGAAAAAUUAAAAUGGUCUUCAUUGAACUGCAGACGCUCUUACCAUAAAGCUAUAUUAGUUUGCAAAUGUCUACAUUUUUUAGUCCCGAAUUAUUUUUUAAAUUAUUUUAAGAAAUUUAGUAAUGUACAUAGCUACAAUACUAGACACAAAAAUAGGCUAAUACUUCCCAAAGUUAAAUAUAAUUUUGGAAAAAAUACUUUUAUCUUCAGUGGGGUGCAGGUUUAUAAUAUGCUCCCUGAUCACGUGAUGAAGGCUGAGUCCAUUCACACUUUCGCACGUCUUGUACGAAUUGUGUGUAAUGAACUUUCUUAUUGAUGUGGAACAUGGAAGUGACGGAACUGAUUGCGACAAUAUUUUGUACUUUUAUAUAUCAUACCUUAAAAUGUAAUUCCUAUAAAUAGCUUAUAUCUAGACACAGGGCCCCUAUGGAUACCAGCCUUCUUGCUGAAAGGGCCACCCUGUUUAAAUAAAGUUUUUCCAUUCCAUACAGGUAAACUACGUCAAGUGUUCCUCUUUUGAGGUUCUAAAUUGAUUGCAAUUUUCCUCAUUACCUUUGCAAUUUAAUUAAAAAAUUCCCUUGCAAAUCCCUUGAAGGAAUUUGCAAAGUUGCUAAAAGCCAAUUAAAUUUUCCUCAAUCCUGUUAGAAGUUCUUAACUUCCUGUUACAAGUUUCUAACUUCCUGUUCUGUUCUGUUCUGUUCUGUGCGUUGCAAUUGGCUAACAAAAAUAAUCCACCAAUAACAACGCUCAGAACAGAACAGGAAGUCAGGAAAUUAUUUAAAACGAGUUUUUUUGCAUUGGAAUUUUGCAACAGACGAUAGGAACAUUGCAAAUUCCCUCAAGGGUUUGCAGAGUUUUUCAAAUUGGCAAAGCUAAUAAGGAAAAUUCCAAAUGAGUUAGGAAGUCAAAUGAAGAACGCUUCACGCAGUUUAUCUGUAUGUAUACUUUAUAACUAUACGUCAGUCGAUAGUACAAUCUGAUGGCGAUUUAAUAUAAGCUACAUUUGCAAUAUAUUUCGCUAAUUUGCGAUUAUUUUCUAAUUUUACUGCAGUUUUAAUUUAAAUUCAGCCGUUUAGUGGGCCGGCUAUAAUUGUAGUUGUGAUCGUUAUAAAACUGAUAUCAACAACUGACAAUAGUAUAAUCUAAUUAGCACCAGCCAAUCAAGUGACAGAUUUAAAAAAUCGUUUGUCUAAUCGGCCAAUCAGACAAAAAAGCCAGAAUCUGGCUUUUUACAUGCGUCGCGGUAAAGAAUUGUAUCAGGCCAUCCUUCAUUCGCCGCCGCCAAUUAAUCCUGGCGAAUGAUAACAUAAGGGCCUGAUACUCAGGUUAGUACUCCCCUGGAAUUUCCGCAAAUUUUCAUGUAAAAUUUACCGCAUCCCAAGGAAUUCCCUUGUAAAUACUACCCUUGCCCAUGGAAUUUCCAUUUUAAAUUAGGCCUUCCCCGUGGAAUUUCCAUUCAAAAUUUGGCCCUGUCCAUGGAAUUUCCAUGUGUAAAUUACCCCUCCAUAUGGAAUUUCGAUCAUGGCACAUUUACUCCCGGAAAUUUCCGUCUGAUGCAUGUCCUCCCAUGGAAUUUCCAUCCCAUUAAAUUUACUCCUCCCCCUGGAAAUUCCAUGAAAUUCCAUGUGAGAAUUACUCCACCCUUUGGAAUUUCAGAGCCUGGAUGCCCCCCAUCUCUGGAAAUUCCACAGUUAAUGCACCCCCUCCCCUGGAAAUCCAAGGUUAAUGUUCCCCCUCCUCUGGAAAUUUGAAAGUUAGUGCACCUUUCUCCUGGAAAUUCAAAGGUUAAUGAACCCCUUCCCCUGGAAAUUCCAAGGUUCCUCAACAGGGGGGUGCAGAUAUAUAAUUGGAAUAGCCCAAUAGCAAAAACUAUCCCGACUGUUGGGAAAAGCCGUGAUAUUCUUUUUAAAACAAUUUUGUUUUGUAUCCUAUAAAUAUCUCAAUUUGUACGUUACCAUUUCUUAUGAUAUGUCGUGUUUUCAUUGUGCUGUAUGGUGUCCUGUCGCUGUAUUGUACUAUUGUGUUUUUGAAACUUGUAAAGUGAAAAGUGUACUAUUUCAAUUCCCAACGUUGGAAGAACGUCAUUUCGACCGGUGAUUUUUAUUUGACGAGUAUAUGUGGCCAUUUCUCAUCGUUACCAUCUAAAUAACACAGCUCUUUCGUCCUAUAUGUAAAAAUUGAAUUGGUUAGCAAAGUUGAUGAUGCAUGUGCACGAUAGCCUAUUGAAUUUCCAUAGCGUUGUUUUUAGCCCCCACGUAUAUAGUUUUAUGCGCAUGCGUAUAUAGUUUUUAGCACCAACACAUCAAUUGCUAUUAUUAUACUAUGGAGUUAACUCAUUUUGUAUUUUGCAUACUGUUUUCUGUAUUUUUUGCAAACUUUUUCCUCAGCCGUUUAUACCUAUACUCUAAUGUUUGAGAAUCCUUAAUUAUUAUUAAGUAUCACGCAUUCCGUAUAAUUUGUUAGCAAAAUAACAACUCUCUGUCCUUCUGUGCUCGAACCCAUCAGUUGGAGUGUUGCCGGCUCUUAAACAGGUACUCAGAAUAACGUAAUUAAAUUCUCUUCAAAACCGUGUGUGCAUAACUUCUGGCUUCAUAUCCAUUGUUUCACUGACCUUCCCAGGAAAAUUACAUCCUCGUGCGAUAUUGAGACGUAUAUAACCAAAUAAAAACAAAAUGUACAUCUCCCGAUAUCACGAAAAAGCAGGAAAAUAAUUGGGUUUUUUUUACUUUUCGUUAAAUUUCUUAAAGUUCUAAAUUUAUUUAGUUCGAAAAGGUUUCGAAUAUAUACCUACCGUAUAACAAAAACGCUUUUAAAAUAUGUGAAUUAGUAUAAAUCAUAGGCGGACAUGAAGAAAGGGACAAUUAGCUGGGCGAGGGCAAGAUGGCUAUUAAAAUCGUAUAUAGGAAUGUAUGAAAUGUGCGACAUUGCGAAAACGUGAUGUAUUAACUGAUAUCUCGAAAAUGUUUCGCGUUCUGCGACCGUGCUAGGCUGCCAAUCUGCUCUCUCCUGGUUUCCGGCCCCGUCGACAGAAAUUGUGGGAAGUACUUUUUGUAAGUGUCGCGCAAUUGUGUUUGUCGUUCUGAUAUUAUUAUGCGAAAUUUGUGGAGAGAUUAUAUUGAUCACAAAUUAUUGAAUUACGUUACUCCGCGUAGCUGUCGGAAAUAACCGGCAACACUCCAACUGAUGGUUCCGAGUACAGAAGGACAAAACGUUGUUAUUUUGUUAGUUGUUAUUUUCUGAGGUACUGAUGCUGACUAUACAAGGUGUAUAAAAAACACUGAACAGAUUUGAAAUUGCUCUCAAUUUCGCAAAACAGCUAUUAGCAUCCAGUUUUUUAUAUAUAUAGUUUCUUUGGGUACUUAUAAUGUAGAAUAAUGAAAAAAAUUCUCAAACUCAAAUUUUGUAUACCAGGGGUGUGUGUUUUUUCCAACAAACUAAAAAUGGCUUGCGCACGAAAUUUAAAAGCUUUAACCGUAUUUUGAGUUAAUGGAUGGAAAAUUUGUUGGGUUUUCAAUUACUGUCCAAAAUUUCAGACAAUUUCCUUUAGUUUAAGCCCUUCCACUAUUCAUUUUUUCCUAAAAUAUCAGCCUUUCGCAUACUUAAUUAAUGCCUUAACCUAAUUUGCAUAUUGAUGACAUAUGCAAAUUAGGCAAACGCAUUAAUUAAGCAUGCAAAAGCUGAUUUUUUAGGACAAAAAUGUAAGUUUGCGUGAAUAGUUAAAAGGCUUAACACAUUUUUCAUUCAUUAACUCAAAAUACGAUUAAAGCUUUGAAAUUUCGUGCGCAAGCCAUUUUUAUUUUGUUGGAAAAAACACACACCCCUGGUUUACAAAAUUUGAGUUCGAGAAAUUUUUUUCAUUCUUCUACAUUAUAAGUACCCAAAGAAACUAUAUAAAUCAAAAACUGGAUACUAAUAGCCGUUUUUCGAAAUUGAGGGCAAUUCCAAAUCUGUUCAGUUUUUUUUUAUACAUACUGUAUAGAGCACUAAUUAUAAGCUAGUCACGUUGCACUGAGGGAGUAUUGACCUUGCGCAUAGCCUGUCAAAGGGAAGAGGGUUGUGAAACUCAUAAAUCUGGACCUGCUGUUAUAUUGUUAUUUUACAGUCGUGCCAAUAAAAGCGUUCCAACGCUUGUUCAUUUUACGAAAUGUUGACCAGUUCAUUUCCUAACUUCGAGGAGUUCCUCUGAACAAUUCCUCAACAAUUUGAUAAGGUACUUAAAAAGUUCCUAACUUCCUGUUUCAUUGGCAAAUCAGAUUGCUCAAAAAUAAAAUUUGAUUGGUCAAUGAAACAGGAAGUUAGGAACUUUUUAAGUACCUUAUCAAAUUGUUGAGACUAAAAAUGGCUUGCGCACGAAAUUUAAAAGCUUUAACCGUAUUUUGAGUUAAUUGAUGGAAAAUUUGUUGGGUUUUUAAUUACUGUCCAAAAUUUCAGACAAUUUGCUUUAGUUUAAGCCCUUUCACUGUUCAUUUUUUCCUAAAAUAUCAGCCUUUCGCAUACUUAAUUAAUGCCUUAACCUAACUUGCAUAUUCAUGACAUAUGCAAAUUAGGCAAACGCAUUAAUUAAGCAUGCAAAAGGCUGAUUUUUUAGGACAAAAAUAUAAGUUUGCGUGAAUAGUUAAAAGGCUUAACACAUUUUUCACUCAUUAACUCAAAAUACGAUUAAAGCUUUGAAAUUUCGUGCGCAAGCCAUUUUUAUUUUGUUGGAGAAAACACACACCCCUGGUUUACAAAAUUUGAGUUCGAGAAAUUUUUUUCAUUAUUCUACAUUAUAAGUACCCAAAGAAACUAUAUAAAUCAAAAACAGGAUACUAAUAGCCGGUUUUCGAAAUUGAGAGCAAUUUCAAAUCUGUUCAAUUUUUUUUUAUACACACUGUAUAGAGCACUAAUUAUAAGCUAGUCACGUUGCACUGAGGGAGUAUUGACCUUGCGCAUAGCCUAUCAAAGGGAAGAGGGUUGUGAAAGCUGUAGAUAAGUAUUAUAAUAAUUCAAGUGAACUCCCACACGGCAAUCUUGUAAACCAGUGGUAGAUAAUUUUUAGAUUUUUUUAUAAUUGAUGUGUGUAUGUAAUUUAUAACUGUCUUAUUACGCUUAUAAUAGUUAGAUUAUCCAUGUACUGAAGAUUUUACCGUGUUUAAAUAAAUUUGUAUUGAUUGAUUGAUUGAUUGAUUGAAACUCAUCAAUCUGGACCUUCUGUUAUAUUGUUAUUUUACAGUCGUGCCAAUAGAAGCGUUCCAACGCUUGUUCAUAUUACGAAAUGUUGACCAGUUCAUUUCCUAACUUCGAGGAGUUCCUCUGAACAAUUCCUCAACAAUUUGAUAAGGUACUUAAAAAGUUCCUAACUUCCUGUUUCAUUGACCAAUCAGAUUGCUCAAAAAUAAAAUAUAAAAUUUGAUUGGUCAAUGAAACAGGAAGUUAGGAACUUUUUAAAGGAACUUAUCAAAUUGCUUCUAUUGGCACGACUGUAAUGAGUUUUACAUGUUCUUCCCUUCGAUAACCUUGCGUGAACUUUGAUUUGGCUUUCAUUUUUUGAGUGUCAAUGCUCUUUAGUCAAAGGUAACAGAAGUCUGAAAAGGAAUGUUUUAACGUCUGCUUGACUCACAGGCAUCCAACUAAUUUUUCUAGACUGGUGCAAAAGUCGGAGAAUACAGAUAAUUUAUGACAAACAGAUAAUUUAUGAUGCUGGUGCAAAAACUGUAUACAAUCGUGGACAUAUACUUAAUAAAAUUAAUUUGUAUAAGGUGGUCUUACACAAUUUGUUUUCCAUUUAUUUUGUAACAAAAUGGUGUUUCUAUGACUGGAAAUUGUCAAACGGCAAUCCUAAUCGGUAAAGCAACCAGUUUUUACAUACAGGCUAGCGUUACGUGACUUUGGCACCUAUGUCUCUUGUAUCUUGCAUUCAUAAAGGACGUGCCCUAGUUGGACGUGCCCCAUUUGCCUUCUAGAAUCACUUAAGUUGGCGACUCCAAAAAUCCGGAAAUGCUUAAGGGUUGUGAGUUUGGAGAAGUUAGCUCAUUUAAAUAGCAAAUCUUGUAAAUUCAACGUUCUUCGCUCUGUCUACACAAUUAAUUUUUUAUUCUUACUAGUACAAUUCUCAUUUCAAUCAUCUUUUCUGCCCCAAGAUAGCACAUUCAGAAAAUUUUCUUUUCUUUUUCUGGCUUCAGCCUUAGUUUUGCUACUUUUACCUUUAGUUAUAGGACGUCUUCACGUUAUAAUGCAUGGAUCACAAAUCAGCAAAUUAGAGAAGAUAAUGUGCCAUUCUUUUGAGAAAUCGUAUUCCUGAUUGAAAUUACAGUGAAGUCCUUUUGUAAAGGACAAUUUAAUAUAAUAUAUUAGUUAUAAUAGUUAGCAGGGAUGCCGAGAAUUUCUUGAGGCAGUGGGAGCGCUUUUCUUUCAAAAGGGCGCAAAGAAAAUCAAAGGGCAGUUACUUGCUUAUUAUACUAAUGGAAUUUACGUAAGAAAUCUGUUGGUGUUAAAUCUCUUGGUGUUAACUCUUCUGCACCCGCAUUGCUCCCAGAAAGUUGUGAAUGGCAAAGAAUGCACUUGUGCCCGCAGUACGUAGUUCCGCCAUCCUUCCAAGUUGGGAUAUUGGUGUCGAUAUACUUUCAAGAAUUAAAAAAAAGCAGUUUGUUAAUUUGAUCUGUCAAAUAAAAUAUCAAUGGAUUAUUACAACAUAAUAAUAAUCUUUUCCAGUAUAAAAGUGGUCCAGCUCCAAACUUAUUUUAGUGGCAACGUAGCACUACCAUGACGUUCGUGAAACGUUUGAAAAAUAUUUAUUCUUAUUUAUGAGGAAUUUCCCACGUAAACCGAUUUAAAUCCUGCAUAUUUUAAGAGAAAAUGCAAGAGACUAUAGUGGAAUAAAAUUAAUCGAUAAAUGUGUUGUUGCACAAUUUAGAAAUGUGUUACUUUUGUUAGAAUGAUAGAUUUAUUGCAGUUCAUUAAAUCAAUCUUCUUGAAGCAGCUACGUUUGCAGUUCAGGUGAUUCGUCAGUUUCGUAUUGCGCACUUUUACUGCGCAUAUCCGAAAUAACAAAUUCUAGCAAAUAUAUUUAGUCGAACUGCAAUUUAAAGUGAUAAAGAAAGAGUAAGGGCAAAGAGAAAAACACUCUGCAUUGAUGAUGUGUGUUCCAGGAAAUAUAUACCUUCAAAAAUGACAGAACUCUGGCUUGGGCUCCCUGUGCAACUAACACUAAACCACAUCACGUUGCUUGUUUAAGCCUUGUCACAGAAUAAAGAUCUGUAACAGAAAGGCCACUCAGCGGUGCAACGUGUCCUCGUUUUUUUAUGCAAAAAUAUGCAGUUUACUGGCCACAAGGCGGAGCAGCCAACCAAUACAGCGUGUUUAUUGGCUAGAAAAUGUCAUUGACUGGCUAGGAAAAUGGCGGCCAACAGGCGUAAUGCGACAUGCGCGAGGACAGAAACUUCGAAGCUUCCGACGUAUGUGGUCCUGCUGUAUGGAUCUUUAUUCUGUGGCCUUGUAUCCCUUUUAGAGUGCGUGACCCUAUAUACCUUUUUAUUUUAUAUUUUUGUUCUUCUAUACGUUUUACAUGUCAUAUAAGAAAAUAAGAAUAAUUCUACAACUUAACUCCCAAAAUAACUGGUCUGAGAAGACAAUAUAAAUGCCGGCUGGGUGUGCCGGGUGAUUAUAUAUUCAAACACCCUUUCCGAUUAAAUAUAAUAUCGGUCAAUAUCCCAACAGAAAAUUAUUAACUGGCAAUUAUAUUGUCAUGCAAAAUAGGUUGUGUUAGUUUCAGUAUAUUGUUCAGUGCAAAGACUACAGGCGUUUGGAUACUGAUACAAUUCUAGAGCGCAACAUUGAAUAUUUGAAUUGAUAAGGAAUCAUGUCGUAACACAUAUAAGCCAUAAGAAGGUGAAUUAAAUGUUAAGAUUGACAAAAAAAUGAAAUUUGCCAAAAAAUUAAACCAACUUAUAUUAUUAAAUAAAUACUUUAGUAAUAAUUUUAAAAGAGUGAAGUAAUGAUGUGCUUCAAUGCUGGUCAAAAUCAUCUGCAAAAUGCCAACACUCUAUUAAACACUCUAAUUUUACUAUUUGGUCGAAAUAGUUUACUAGUUUUCCCCCUUCCACCGCCCCAAGAAAUAAUGUUUGUCGUAUUACAAUUGCUUUAGCUGUAUUCUGGUAAUGUAAUCAACAUUGAAUGGUGGGGGUCACAGGGAGUUUUUUUUUUUCAAAAUUUGCAAUUAUUAUAAUAUUACGAAAUUUUGUCAAAUAUUUGGUGUCGCGUAUGUUUUGUUCAGGAUUGUCCGAAAUAAGUCGAAAUUAAAUCAGUACCUAUUUGGCUUUUGGCACGUGUCCUUGCCAAGUAUUUCGCCUAUGUGCAUUGCUUAUGACCUACUUAUGUUCAUAAGUACAUAUAAAGUAUCUUAUUUCAUUAAUUAAAUACGUCAUCAAUACCUCAGUGUUUUGAGAGGGUAUAUAACAAUGUGUGGUAAGAAUGUUCGUGACAAGAUCGAGAAAGGAAAUUUAAUAUAUAUUACAUCAGUAGCCAUUAAUUAAAAGCAAUGAAAUGUUGCGGAAAUAACGAGAAAGAAAAACUAUCGCGUUCUAGCCGAUAUCAUUACAAAAAUACUCCGCGCUCGUGUUUUAAAUAGUAGGGCUACAUAAUAUAUACCAAACCAUCCCAAGUUAUGUACGUGAUGUUCUCAUGUGGGAUUGAGUGUUCCAUUAUACCGCCAUGCACGUUUUAAUGAUGAUGACAAAUAUUUUGCCGCCUAUACAGUAGUUGCAUUUUUAUCCAAGCCCUGUCAGUGGCAACGUAAACAAUUGAAAUGCACCACGAUUACUUUUAUUAGCAAGGCCUCGGCUUUGCUCAGCAAAUGCAUGACAUUGAUGAAGUGAAUUUAUAAUUUUCACUAUACAAUGACACCACAAUAUAGGUGGUAAACAUAAUCUAAAUUUUAGGAUUUCAUGUAAUACGCAUGCAUGUGAGCUUAUCAGCAUGCUUACAUUGCGCAAUAUCAAUUUAAUAUUGUAUUCAUUUUAAUGUUCAGUUAUUAUAAUAGUAUUUGUGUGUGUUGGUGUGAUGUACUCAGCUUGGCCAUGGUGGGAAUCGAACACGUCGUGACCUUUGGGAUACUAGUCCAAUGCUCUGCCAAGUUGAUGAUAUUUCGAGUUCGAGUUGAUGAUAUUUCGAUAUACACUGAUAUCGUUGAUGAUAUUUCGAUAUACGCUGAUAUCGAACUAAUUAGACUCAGUUCCAAAAUAUCCAGGGCCGCCGAGAGGGGGGGGGGGCAGGGGGGGAUUGCCCCGGGCCCCGAGUUGCUGGGGGCCCCUGAAAAAUUUUUGUUGGGCCCCAGCCUUUUUUGUGUGUUAAAUAUUUCCGCGCAAAGGACAAGAUAUCUGUUUUCUUGGACUAAGUACCGAAUUUUGGCAUAAAAAAAUGAGAUAAAGUCCUUCGAAAGCAAUUGCAACGUACUCGUCCGGAAAAAUGUUGUACUCCGGAAAAAAUUUUUUACCCCUAAAAUGGUACACUGACCGAAAAAUUUUUGGCGACGGGGGGGGGAGGUUGUUGUCCGGAAAAAAAAUUUUCCGGGAAAAAUUUUUUAGAUAGGGGCCCCUAAAAGAAAAAUUGUCCCGGGCCCCCGCCAACCUCUCGGCAGCCCUGAAAAUAUCAUAAACGGGUUCGAUUCCCACCGCCGUGGCCAAGCAAACUUUUCAGCUUGCCCGGUGUGGAUCACACUCAGAGUAACAUCACCAAACAUCCUAUUCACCUGAGUAUAUAACACCAACACGCACAAAUAUCAUGUCUUAGAAUACACUGAUAUCGAAGGAACUAGACUCACAGGGGGCCCCACUAUGAGUUAUGAUUGAAAUAAUAUUGUAUUUAUUUUUAAAAACCUACUUGAAUCCGUUGAUAAUCGAUUAUUUCUUCUCUCGAAAUUCUGUAAACAUUUUAAACUGCUUGGAGUCAUUAUACUAUCACUCUACAUGACGUUUCAUGAAGUAUAGAUGAUCGCUGACAGGUAAGGACCGCGGGCGCGAAAAGACGAAGGCGGCGAAAGAAGGAAGAAUUAAACUAAAGGGUUGAAACUUCGGCGGGUCAUCGUUUGAUGUGUUCCAUAAGUAGGUUGCUCUCCGGAAAUUUCGCACGGGGCCCCAAUGUGAGUUAGGAUUGAAAAAAUAUUGUAUUUAUUUUUAAAAACCUACUUGAAUCCCUUGAUCAUCCAUUAUUUCUUCUCUCGAAGUUCUGUAAACCUUUUAAAUGGCUCGGACUCAUUAUACUUGACGUCACGAGAACAACCUACUUAUGGAACACACUGUGCGAAAAAACGCUUCGAGUGUUUCAUGUAAAAACAUACGAAAAAUCAAUCGUUUAUCGAAUCUACUACAUCAGUUGUGAAGAUAUAUCCAAAAAGACAUAGAAUCUGCAAAAAAAUAUUCGAAAACACCGAUAAAUUGUGAAUUUUAAGGCAUUUAGAAAUGUCAUCUAGUCGAAGUUUCAACCCUUUAGUUUAAUUCUUCCUUCUUUCGCCGCCUUCGUCUUUCCGCGCCCGCGUUCUUACUUGUCAGCGAUCACCUAUACUUCAUGUAGAGUGAUAGUAUAAUGAUUCAAGCAGUUUAAAAUGUUUACAGAAUUUCGAGAGAAGAAAUAAUCGAUUAUCAAGGGAUUCAAGUAGGUUUUUAAAAAUAAAUACAAUAUUAUUUCAAUCAUAACUCAUAGUGGGGCCCCCUGUGCUAGACUCAGUUCCAAAAUAUGAUCAACUGGAUCGAACCGACUUGACCACGCAGCUCAGUUGGCAGAGCAUUGGACUAGUAUCCCAAAGGUCGCGGGUUCGAUUCCCACCGUGAGCAAGCAAACUUUUCAGCUUUCCCGGUGUGGAUGCACGUUCAGUUAUUAUUUAUACAAGAUUAAUAAUUUGGCAUCCUUUGCAAGAAACCUCCUAGAUAUUAGCCUUAUUAAAAACCGUACGGGCAAUAUCCACAUCUACUUAGAUUCUUUGAUGAGAUAUAGAUAUUAAUUAAGUUUUUUGUUAUUAUCAAAACUGAAGUGGUCAAUAUAAUGUAACAAAGACCGUGCGUGCAACAUUCACUGUGUACUAUAAAACGUGAUAAUUAAGGACUCAGUUUGACAAUUUUUCAUAGGUAGAAGGAGGUUCAGCCGAAACGUGAAGGGCUGUGAAGAGUAAGGUAUAUAUAAUAUAUAGUUUUUAUACAAGCAUUAUUAUAGUUAUUGCACAAGUAUAGUAUGAGGUGGGUUUCAGUGAAAUAUUAUACACUUAAUGUCUGCUCCAGAUGGAAAUAGUUAGUUUUGUUUUCCCGAGAAUCUCAAUGUUUCCCGAGACGAAGUCGAGGGAAACAUUAAGGUUCGAGGGAAAACAAAACUAACUGUUUCCCGAGGGAACAGGCAUUAAGUGUUUUGUUAUAUAGCGACGAACAAAAAUCAACUUCAACAACAUUCAUACAACAAUUGUAUUUCGUGACAAAAACUCUAUAGUGUAAACGAGUUUAAAAUUAAAAGAACCUACUUAAACGGUUUCGGCAGCAUAUCCUGUUGCCUGUUGUGUAUUUUUCUUCUCUUUUAUAUUCUUCAUUUGAACACAAACUUGGAAAAUCGUAGCCCUAAUUAUCUGAGUUGUGCCUCCAUUUUGUUUAUUUAUGUACGUGGCCGGUAGGGGCGGCCAUCAAUUUUUCACUUGUUGCCUGGCGGGAAACAUUGCAUUUAUCUGAAGUCACGUGACCACAAAUCAGCCAAUCACGUUUGGUGUUCACGCUAGCUAUAUAACAAUUUAUAUUGUUGGAACUUGUGGUCAUUUACUUCAAAUCUAUUGAUUAUACCUAAAGGGGAGAAAGAUACUAUACUAGAUAUUUUGUUAACACGUAUUUUCCACCACUUUGUCACUCUAAUAUAAAUUUACUUCCAUCCAGUGAAACCCAUCCAUUGCAGCUAUUUUUGUUUACUCCCUUUCGGGGCAUUUUACCCAUUGUUUUUUAUAUGUCUGACUAUAUUCAACAAAAAAAUAUUUCCUAUUAAACUCACAUUUUUUACUAUCGUUUACUUUCUUUCCGGCACAGAAUGACGUCCAAUUGUUUGUUACCAGCAAGCGCUCUAGUUCUAGCAGGUAAACACUUAGUCAUUAUUAUUUCCUUACCGUUAUGCAUGCUGAGGCCAAAUUUUAGUUCGUUCAUUGGCAUUGCAUGGUUUCUGCAAUAUUUUUAUACAUUCCUUGUUCACAAUGGCCAUUUUCAAUGCAGCACUUUACAGCAAAUCUACUGGAACUUAUAGCUCCUUGCACUAUAUCACAAUUUGUCAUACUAUUAUCCAACAGUUAACUUACAUACUUUAAUUUGUUGACAUAUCGCGUUUUUCUGUCAAACAACUCACUGUGCUGAAGCUUCAAUAUAAUAAACAAUCAUGUUCCAUUUGUACUCAAUACACAUUUCAAUUAGGAAAACCGAUAAUGAAAUUUUCUAUGGUUGCUUAAUUUAAUUAUUUCUAGUAAUUAUGUACGCCAAAUUAAAUCAUGAUUUAUUAAUCACCAAACUAAUUAAUUUCUACGAAAAGUUACAAGCAAUACCAUUGAACGUGCCUUAAGCUCUCGUCUUAUACUGUAGAAUUGAAAUUGCAUGCAUCGGUGAGUGGCUAAAUAUUUAAUUUUAAUAAAAUAUAAUUGCAUGAAAUAUAUAUAUAUAUAUAUAUAUAUAUAUAUAUAUAUAUAUAUAUAUAUAUAUAUAUAUAUAUAUAUAUAUAUAUAUAUAUAUAUAUAUAUAUAUAUAUAUAUAUAUAUAUAUAUAUAGAUAUAUAUAUAUAUAUAUAUAUAUAUAUAUAUAUAUACCAAAUAACAUCGACUGAAAUUGCAAGAAAUAAUGUAGAGUACAGAUUUAGGAGGACCGAGCUAUACACUGAUACAGUGGUCAAAUGGUUUUAAAUAACAUAUUUGUAAUAUACGAUGUUCUUUAAUUAGUCAGAAAUGUUCCGUGCAAUUAGCAAUUACAACUGCAUGGACGUUAGGAAACAUUACAACAGGUUGUUGGGAGAAUUACAAACUGCGUCAUAUACACUUAAAAUUAAUAUUGGGGAUAUGGAGCCAAUAUUAAGUUGUGUAUUUAUGAACCAGCAGGAAUCCUGGUCGGUUUCAGUGAUGCUGAUGUGUAUCUACACAAUCCCAGAGGGUCUAAUAACCGCCUUAAUCAAGCUGGCGUUAAUAGAGCAAAUAACAAUCGGAUGUUCAACUCUCAAGUGAGUAUAAAAUGGAAUGGGCAUUUGUAACAAUGGACGGAAAGCCUUGACAGAUUUUACAACCCAAUUGAGAUAGACUUAUAGUUACGAGUUUUAGUUAUAGUGGGAAGGAAAGUUGGAGGACCCAGAAAAAACGCUCGAAGCGUAAAAGAAAACCAGCAAAAUUCUAUUAAGAUGAUAUUUUCAAGCAUAUAGGAAUGUUAACCCAAGGUAAUUAAGUCGCUAUACCAUAAACCUGCAGUAUUAAGCUCACACUUAAUUAACUUAGACGUAUACACUAAGCACAUGCAUCAGCCACCCAGGCGUCCGUGGUUUUUGUGAGCAAUUAUAUCAUCCUACAUUUUCGUGUCUUUCUAGAACAACGCUAAGGGUGGUUACAAUGUAGGUGACAAGAAUAAAGCAUCAAACAGCGAGAAGACACAAUUUAACAUGGUACGUGAAUAGAUAUUGUACUAAUGAUGAAGCAUUGCACAAUGCAAUGCGGCUCAUUUAAGUUCAAAAUAAAAAAGGUGAAAUAUUAAGGAUAAAACGCAAAAACGGAUAAAUAAAACUACCUAGCCUAUUUCCUUCCGGAGCAGACGUUGAUUUUAAGUGUAUAUUAUAGGUAAAAUAUCAAGAUAGGGUAACGUACGUACAUCAAGAAAGAAUAUACAAAAGAAAUUUUGCUUCCUCUUCCUUUUGAUUUCGCCUUAGUUCAUUCAUUCAUAAUGGAUUGAGCAUAGAAAAUUGAUUUUUACGCAUAAAAUGAGAUUAAAUAACAAAAGGCUAUGGACUAGAAUGCAUGUUUGAUCUCAAAAGCUAACUCGCCGACGCAAUUUUCGUUUCUGGAAGUGCCUGCGAUACAAUAAUAACGAGAGAAAAUAUCGCCAUAAUAUCUGUCGAAAUAUCGCCCAACUCCAUCACAAACUCAAUGAAAGACUUUAUGCAAAGUAGAGAAAGAUCUUGACGUAAAAGGCAAUGGAAAGGUGGCGGGAAACCGCGAAUUUUAGGUUAAUUUCUAGCUGAUAUAAUUCAUUUUCAAGGUUUGUGCCACUACACGGGACCUACAUCAGACGAAAUCCGAUUUACAAACAUUGAUUGGACAUUCAUUUCUUUUGUAUUUUCCUCAUGAAUUAUUAAUGAGUUUUUUUAAAUUCUAUAUAAUACUGUAUUCAUUUGUUGUACAUAGGUUUUUAUAUAGUUUAGUUUAGUUAGUUAAUUACUUGUGCGUAUGUUUCUAUCAAGCGGUCUCUUGCAGGGAUUAUUUUAAAGAUUCUUUAUCACUGCACAAAAAAAAAACAGAAUAAAAUAGUAGCAUGUCACACAGCAAAGGAGCGCUGAGUAGUGAGUACAGCUCUCUAGUUAUUUAGUGCUGAACUGAGAAAUCCAAAACAGAAAAAUUUAUAAAUUUGUAAAUGGAAACAUAAGAAAAGGGACCCAACUAGGUGAUGGAAAAUUGCAAAAGGCAGAACCGUUCUUGGGUCCUUCUCCAGAAACAUUUGGUAUUUUUUAACCUGCUGAGGUUGAUUUCUUACAUUUUCAAACACAAUUCCAUUUUGAAAGGUUGAAUAUUAGACCAUAUAAAGUUCGAUAUCAAAUUUGAAAGCACUAAGUUAAAACCAGUAUAACGCAUUGUUUUUUUUGUCCUUAUGGCAUUCUUGAAUAAUUCAAACAUGAUUUAUGAUAAAUUAUGCACUCCUUCUACGAAUUAAUGUUAUCACUGCACAAAUUGGUCACCACUGCACCUUAAAAUAAUCCCUGGUCUCUUGCGAAAUACGUGGGUAAGGGCACUAAACGAGCUACCGUUUCAAAAUAUGAGUAAAUAAUAAAAAAUGAUGAUUCUAAUAUAGAGGUCUGCGUUUGCUUGUGCUUGUGCUAAUGUCGGAAUGGUAUUCUGCACAAUUCACUACAUCUACUGUAUAGAUGACCUAUGUAGAUAUGAUAUCAUUCGAUAUCAUGCCACAAUUUCACCACACAUUAUACGCAUAUAAAUAAAAAUCUAAUGUGAUAUUGAUUUUAAAUAUCGUGAUCAAACUAGCCUGAACUUAAUCCUAUUGUUUACGUAACACGAGGAAACCGUGCAGUCACACGUAGAAACAGGUCGCAAAGGAUAUGUUAAUUGAAAUACACAAAUACAAUAUGUUAAUUAAAUACAAUAUGUUAAUUGAAUACACAAAUUUACAUCUAUAACUAAUAAUAAUAUGAAUUAAUAUUAAGCUUAUUUACAGCCAGGAGGACUGUAUAAUGGAAACUUUGAUUCGUAAUAGGCUGGUUUUAAAUCAUUAGUCCAGCGUGCGACAGGUUCUCAAGUCCGACGGAAUGCUAUUCCACAGAUUUGCUGAUCUGAUAAAGAAUGAAUUGCUAAAGUAAUCCUGUUUAUCUUUCAUGAGAAAAUUGAAAUUAAUUUUCAUUGUAAUUGAGGGAUAUAUAGCGAGAUAUUUGCCAAAUGCAAUUCCUAACAGCAAUAUUGCUGUUGCAAAUCCCAUUUCCAAUAGGCAAAACCCAACUCUAUAGCACCUUUGGCAUUCAUUGUAAAUCUUAAAAAUUCAUGAAACAUCCACAAGUUAUGUUAUUUCUUCAGCACUAUUUCCAGAGUGGCAAAAGUUAUGCAAUUUCCUCAGGGCAGACUGGAAAAUCCAUACUUACAAUUGAAUGGACCAACCAACAUGGCUGUGGUGAUCGAGAUUUAAAUUGCAACAUUAUACUUCAAUACCGAUGUCAGGAUGACACGAAACAUCAAACGUUGAAUCACCACACAAUGAGGAAUGGUAAGAGAGAUGUAAUAACUUCAUCGAAAUAGGGGGAAUUACGUCGAAUUUCGGUCGCGUCGAAUGCAUUUUAAACAAUACAUAAUGAAUCUUAAUGAAGUUUAUCAUCUCAUUAUGCAUAUAUUGUCUUAAUUGCACUCGAAGCGACCAAACGUCGACGUAUAAAACUAUUAUUUUAGUUAAAUAUUGACCAUUUUGAAGAUAUUCUUGCAUGUGAAUUACAAUAAUCUAAAUUAAUGAGGAGCGCAAAUUUAUCAAUGUUACUUAAAACAUUCGUUAAAAGCAAACGUUUGUUAUGUCAAAUUAAAAAUAAUGGUCUAUUCAGAAAAUUGUCUAAUAUACUAUGCAACACGUACAGCUAGGAGACCAAUGAUCUGUAACAGGCAUGUUAUAGACCCACAUUUCUCGUCUGUUUUUCUCUUGCUCAAUUUAUGAAAGGGAAAGUCCAGGAAGGUGCAUUAAUCUUUGGAAAACGAAAUUUAAACGAAAACGGUUUAGAUUUACCUUUAUAGUCAGAUAUAUAAAUUAAAACCAUACUUUGAUUUACUCCUAGGACGUCUCACCUCCACUCCAACAUAUCAGAAACGUACGUACACCAGUCGUUCAGCCAAGAAUUCAGGACUGCGCCUUGAUUCAUCCAGUUAUUCCCGGGGCCUUCAUGAAUCCUGGGAAUGGUAUGAUAAAUGUGUGAAAAGAAAUCGUGUAGGUGAGUUCUAGGUUUAAAAACGGGCUAAAGUGGGCGCGGGUCAGUGAUGCAUCCGACUAUCAAUGAGGAGUCCAUCUGUCUACGGAAAAAAAAUUGCGACGGCGCAAAAAGCUGUGCGAGGGUACUAAUUAAUCCCCCCCGGCUAUUUACACCCGCGGAAACGAAAGCAUUAGCGAAGUCUAAAGUUCGUCAAUGAUCGCGGGCGCUCACCAACGGUGUUGAGUGGGUGGUCAUCACUGAUCUCAAAAUAUGGCUGUUUGUCAGGAGUGAAGACGGCAAAAAAUAUAAAAAAAAUACAUGUAAGAAAGCUUGGAAAAUCGUUUCACAUAACAAAUUGUACAACUUUUUUGCAAUGUUUAAACGUAAACAUUUAUAAGAAUUGAUAUUGUACGAGAAAUCCUAAAGUAUACGGCAACAUCGCUAGAAAUCGCGGACAUUUAGAAUACCGCAUGCAUUCUCGCCCCAGUCCCCAUGUUCACUCUUUUUUUCAAAUUUUAUCAGGAAUGUAGAUGGUUAUCCAAUUUUUACAUAAAAUAUCUUUUAAGAGUCAAAUCAAAAACAAAAUUAAAAUUGUGCAUUGUGGAAACAAAAUUCCGUGAACUAAUCAAGGAAAUAAGAAAGAAAACUAACCCCAAUAAUAAAAUAUAAUGAUUAUUUACGAUACUUAAAACUGGGCAACAACCCAAUUAAAUGUGCGUGCAGGAUUUCUAACUAAUUUAUCAAAACGACAAUAAUUCACAUUUUACAAAGUCAAAUUACGGCUUAAUGAUCGAUGAACUUAAAAAUUUGCGGUAAUAUUUAAAUAAUAUGCAGAUAUUAGUAUAUACGAAACAAUUGUUCGCAUAUCUUAAUCUGUGGUGUCAAUGUGUAUUUGCUUCAUUCCAAGUUUGCAUAAAAUGGAAGGUUCGUUUAUUAGACACAAUCAUCAGGUUCUAAUGUCGCUGUUUGGCGAUGAUUUUUUCGGCAAAAAUGACACAAAAUAUAUCAUUCGAAAGCUCAGUCUUUUCUUCUGUUUUUUGUUUGUUUACAUUUUGUAAUCCUUUUAGUAUGAUUACAUUUUGUAAUAAUCCUUUUUGUAAUCCUUUUAGUAAUGCUUUUAAUUAAUAUUUAGAAUAAUAAAUUUCGGGGAUCGAAAGAGGUAAUAAGAGACAUAGACGUAAGGGAUGUUUCGGGAUUCAAAUGUCCGCAAUUUCUAGCGAUGAAGCUUGUUUCAAUUGUUUAUGUAUGACUUUCUAUUUAAUAAUAUAGACUUUGUUCUUGAUGUUCAAGUCUUUCCUAUGCAUUGUUUGCGAAAGUUUCUUAGUUAAAUUAAGUUUUGUAGAAGUUCAUGAUAAAAAGGAAAGCAAAUUAUUUUCAUUAGCGUCCUGGACGAAUUAAAUUUGUUUCAUUUCAAAGUGUAUAUAUAUAAAUAUUUAUCGAAUUGGUAGAUAAAACGCGAAAAGAACGAUCCAUAUAUUUAACUUAAAAAUCGCAGCAGAGACAAAUUUACGUGUAGUAAACUUCUUGGAUGUCACUUUCGACCUCAGCAAUGGAAAAUACAAACCUUACAGGAAACCCAAUGACGAUCUAGUAUUAUACAUAGACAGACACUCAAACCAUCCACAUCACAGAUCAUAAAACAACUACGUAUCCAUAAACAAGCGCAUCUCACUUCUCUUAUUAGAUGAGCAAACGUUUCAGGUGACUUCAUCUACAUGUAUUUACCAAAAUGCUCUACGACACAGAAAUUUCAAUAACAAACUAGACUACAUGAAGAAAACACCACAACAACCACGCAGAAAUAGUCAACGCUGCGUCAUUUGGUUUAACCCUCCUUUCAGUAAGAGUGCAUGUCAAAACCAACAUAGGACUCAACAUUCUCAGCCUGAUUGACAAACAUUCUCCGUCUCACGUAAAUCACAAUUUUCACAAAAUAUUUAACAGAAACACAGUUAUAUAUUGGGUCAUCUGUAGUUGCAUGAACAUUGUUAAGUCCAUGCAUCAUUACCCAACAUAAUGCACCACAUCGGUAUGACAGCAACCACCUUUAAAGAGCGAUGAUACCGAAAGCACAAUAGAUCUUUCAAUCACAAAAAAUAGUCAAACGAUACACAAAUUUCGAAAUAUAUUUGGAAAUAAAAAGAAAACAAACAAGAUUCGGACAUAAAUUGGUAAAUACUAAAACGACCUGUUUCUUUUUAAUCAUAAAAAGAAAUUUCUAGUAAAUAAUGAUAACAAUGGAAGGAAUGGAUGUAUUGCUUGACGCCCACACGCCUACGUUUCCGACCGUCAACGUUAAAGCAGCCCAAUUUUCGAAAUUUUCAGCCAUCUUUGUUUUGACAUCGACAAAUAUAACGGGACGAAAUGCGAUAUCAGUGACGAUAUCGUUUUUAUGUACUGUAUGUGAUAAACAUACCUGAGACAAGUAUGUGUGAGACAAGUAUGUGAUAAAUAUAUUUAUCAUUAUUAAAGAAUCAGGAUUAUCAUAAGCUUCUGAUAUUUUCCAGGAAUCAACUGCCCAGCUAAAACUACAACGGGAGAUUGUUGUGUUUUUCCGUUCAUUUACAAAAAGAAACGGUAUGACUCAUGUACAAAGGUGGACAAUGGGAAUAAAUUAUGGUGCGCAACCACAAGCAACUACGAUAAAGACGCGAAAUAUGGAAACUGUAAAAUCACUAAGGGUAAGCGACAUGAUAUAGCAUUAUAUAAACACAGCAUGCAGAUUGGCAUGUUUUAAAUUCUUUUCUUCCCAUAGUAUAAGCAUAGAACAACAGUACUGAAUUUAGAGUUAAGCUAAAACAUGCAGUCUAGUGUAUAAAGGUUACCAUAUUGCUGAUCAAAUUUUUUAUCCUAAUAAGAUAUCAGGAUUAUUGUUAUAUGGCAGGUAUCACUUCUGGUGAAAUGGCGGACUGCGAUUGGCUGAGAAGAGCUUUCAGCGGCCCAUAAUUAGAGACCUUAUAUACGAUUCAGGACGACAACGCAACGGCAACGGCUACCAAUACAAUAAAUGAUUGAAAAGAAUUGAAUAAUUACAAUAUAUUACAAUAUAUGUAUAGUUUAGACAUUGUCCUCCUUCUGUUUACAACGCCAAAUCACAGAUUUUCACGUCUUGAUACAACGGCUGCAUUUCAAGCGGCAACAAGUGCAACUUUAAACUGGGUUCAGCAAAACUUUUCCCAACCAUAAAACCCAUUCAUGUCUUCAACUCCUAAGACUGUAUUAAAUUCAUACGAUUGAUAACAUACGACGAAUUAUCUUUACUACCAUUUAUUUCGAGUUUGUUUUGGCCGUCGUCGUCGCGUUGCCGUCCUAAAAUUGUAAGGUCUCUAUUUUCCCGUAAUGGACCGGCGGUCAUUACGCAAAAACAAACGCAUAUAUUUUAAAACAAAACGGCAAAACUAAUUGAAAAUAUGAAAAUUAUAAUUUAAUUUGUUAUUAAUAAGAUAUCUGCGGAUGGUUUUUAGUGGAAAAGAAGGAAUACAUUGUUGUUUUUUUCUUCGUCCAAAUGUGUGCCAUGCCACUACUAUGCAUUUCAAAUCAUGCAUUUCUUGUUUGUUUCGAGUAUAAAUGCCUAUAAAUGCCAUAUAAUAAACGUUUUAUUAACCUCGCUUGCUCGGUAUGUACAGAGAAAUAUCGGACCUCGGUCUAUUUGUACAAAUCUCGCCCUACGGGCUCGGUCUGUACAAAAAAAAUCUUGGUCCGAUAUAUCUCUGUACAGACCUCGCGUUCGGUUAAUAAGAGGUUAAUAAGCCAGAAAUACGGAUUUUUUUUCAGGAAAACAGGCUUGCGCAGUGAAAACUACAUCACAACAAUGUUGUGUCUUCCCGUUCCAAUAUAAAAAGAAAUUGUAUCGAUCAUGUACAAAUGUGGACUAUGGAAAUAGAUUAUGGUGUGCAACAACAAGCAACUACGAUAAAGAUUACAAAUGGGGAAGUUGUAAAAUCAUUCGCGGUAAGCGAGGUAAGCGAUACGAUAUAGUAAGGAAAUUACGAUGAGACGGAUGAUAUAGUAAGCAAAUUACGAUGAGACGAAUUUUUCUAGUUUUACAUUCGAAUGUAGAACCAGACAGAUGAUUUCAAUGAUAAAACCGCAAUAACUUCGUAAAGGUUAAAGUAAUACAAAACUAUUCAAUGUCAUUCUUCACAAACAUUAGAUGUUUGAGUGGAAAACACAAUUUAGACAUUUGUAACUUGCCAGGUUUUCUCUGGAGAAUUCAGAGCUUUUGUCAUUAUAACGAGUAUAGCCAUGAUCGAAUGUAGAACCGCAUUCUGAACUUUACGGAUGAUAGUAUUCUAAAUGAAAUCAUGCAACGCCAUUCUACAUUACUUUUAUAGUAUAAUAUAAAGACGUCUAUAGCAGUUUCUACCAAGUAGGCCUAACGUUUUCUUUGCAGGUCGCGCGGAAGAUUUGUUGUCAUAUAGCGUCAAGUUACAGAAGCAGAUAUAAUAAUAAUUACAAUAUUUCGUCAGGGGGUCCACUCACAAAAGUGAUUUCAGUGGAGCCCUGAUAAAAAAUAAAAUUAUAAAACUACAGUAACAAAAGUGAAUUUAUGAAAGGUUAUAUACUACGACGUUUUUGCGCAUCCUAUCAGUUCAGUAGAGUGUCCUAUGUACCUAAAUGUUUCUUUAGUUUUAGUUUCAAAAGUUCUAAUUUGACGAAUAUUCCGGGUUUCCACAGGCAGACUGUUCCAGUCGUUGGCAGCAUGGUAGCUGAAUACCUGCUUUCCUCAAUUCUUCUUGACGCUUUCCAAAUGUAUAUUUUCGGAAAUUUUUUUUAUCAUUCGGAAAUCUUUGGCCUACACCCCCCCCCCCCACCCCCAACUAUACAUCCUAUAGCUACGGCCCUGGGUGGUUCAUCAGGACAGAGUUGUUUUUAUCACCCCACGCAAAAUCAGCGUAGUCAAAGAUCGCAGGCAUGACAAGGCUGUUUACUAGAGUACGACGAGAUUCAACUGUUAGGAGGUGUUUAACUCUUCGUAGCCUAUGAUACCAAGACGUUGAUUAACUUUCAUAUAAAGGGUGCUUUAAUAUGAUCUGACCACGAUAAUGUCUGACUUAAGGUUAUGCCAAGAUACUUAAAUGAUUCAACACGAUUUAGUGGAUCGACUAUAUUAUUAAAAAGUAGAUUUAUAUUUUGUAGUUUGGCAAGUUUGGCAUUUCUUCCCAAAACAAUAAAUUUGCAUUUAGAAGUGUUAAGAGUCAAGCGGUAGAACCAAACCAACGAGAAGUUCUGUAGGUCAGAGUUUAGUUUCAAUAUGCAUCCAAAUAUCAAAAUAAAAUCGCUAGCCGUGGGGGUUGAAGGGUCUGGCUGGGGAGUGAGGGAGAAUUUUGCAUAAAAAAUUCCAUAAGUUUUUAACAUCAUUGAUUUCACCCAAAAGAUGUAGUCAAAAACUGAUCUUAAAAUACCUUUUCUAAAUCUGUUUCUUUCAAAGGAUUAAAUGAUAGUCCUAAUCCUAAAAAUUAUGGCGAGGAAACAACUGGAGGAAUGUUUGACCCUAAUUUUAAGAAUUAUGACAAGCAACUAAUUGAAGGUACGUUUGACUGAAUACUAUUGUUUUUAACAUUACUCGGUCUCCUUUGUUCUUUAGAGAAAAUAAAUUGAUAAUAUCCCCAGUAAUAUUCUCCUCUGAUAUUUCCCCCUAAUCAUCACGGUUUGUCUUUUUUUCUUUCUCAAUCAAAAGUGAUCAGUGUUUGGGACUCGUUUCACUAAAUGACUUUCAUAAAGAAUUUCUAUCUAUUAUAUCUCCUAAAAUCCAACCUCGCUAAUGUGAAAAAAUAAAUACGUUAUUUUGAGGACCACGGGUAUAAGUGUUUAUAUUAUAUAGUCAAAGUCGCAUUUUUCUAGUGUUUUAUUGGUCGAGAGCAUAUCACGCGAGAGUGACGAAAUUAGACUGUCUCCCUCGCAACAGCGCGAGAGGGAGAUAAUACGUUAUCGACCGGCGAAUAACAAAAAAAAAUCACGUGCGCCAUCACGUGAAGAUACGACCUUUGAACAUGCCUAAAAUGACUCACCUAAAAUCAUCAGUUGCACUUUGUCUUUGUUGAUCAACGACAUCGAUAUUCGGAGACCGAGUAGCUGUAGCUCUUGCGUUGUUUAUCGGGCUGGAGCUCUGUGGCUCUGAUUCCAAUUCCUGUAAUGCGUCCUUUAACGCAUCUUUCGCACGUCUUCUCUUGACAUCUUUAAACAAUUUAAAAAAGGACAAUAAACAAAUGAAGCAUGAAAUUCUUCUUGGAAAUUCUUCUUGACAAAAUAUACACGCAAAUUAUGAAAAUCAGAAAAUGCAAAAUGUGAAUUAAUUUAAACAUGUUUGGUGUUACCACUUACCACACGAAAAAUUUUCCACUUUUCUUCCCGUUUUUCAACGUUUUACCAUACGGAAAAGAGACAAUUUUCUCGUACGACCCAUUGCCUAUCCAGUUCGAUCCAAUGCCUGUCCAGUACGAUCCAUUGCCUAUCCAGUACGACCCACUGCCUGUCCAGUACGACCCAUUGCCUAUCCAGUACGACCCAUUGCCUGUAUCCAGUACGACCCAUUGCCUAUCCAGUACGACCCAUUGCCUAUCCAGUACGACCCAAUGCCUAUCCAGUACGACCCAUUGCCUAUCCAGUACGACCCAUUGCCUGUAUCCAGUACGACCCAUUGCCUAUCCAGUACGACCCAUUGCCUAUCCAGUACGACCCAAUGCCUGUCCAGUACGAUACAAUUGACCGUGAUGACACAAUAAUGCUUUGACUCUGAAACAAAUUUGUCCCUAAUUCCCCUCCAUAAAAUGCCUUUGGCAAAUAGCGAAGGAAGCAACAGUUGACAUCUGCUGGCACUGUAACGUACUGGUCGGAAAGAAUAUCCUUGGCAACUUCAUGAAAAAUAUUUCAAGAGCAGCCGACCUGUCCAAAAGUUCCAAAGAGUACACAAACUACAGCAUACGAGAGACGGCUGUAACCUCAUACGAGAGACGGCUGCUAGACCACUCCAACUUCGAAGUCAGGCACAUAAUGCGAGUUUCUGGUCAUAAAUCAGAAGCAAGCAUCAGAAGUUACUCACGUCGCCUUUCAGAAAACAAGCAAAGAGAAAUUUCCGAAACACUUGGUCAGGCGUGUGGAUUUCCUUCUGAAAUUGAAGAGACAACCUUGUCUUCGCCUUCAGAAACCCUGCUAGAACUGACGUCCAGCCAGUACGAAAAUGCAUUGGAUACAAUAUGCUUCUCGCCUCUACCAGGUUAUUCGUUGUCUGGCUCACCGGUUCUUCACGCAACACAAACAAACACUCUUAAGAAUGUCACGUUUGCAAGUGGUGCAUUCAAUAAUUGCAAUGUAACCUUUAAUUUUAAUAGCAAGUAGUUUUUCUAUCCUUGAAUGACUGUUAAUGACUGUUGUUAAGAGUGUUGUUUACUUUUUCAAAUAAAUUGGAUGCUUUUUAUUAAACAUUUGAUCACUUUAUAAACUUUCGCUUUUAAGCAACUGUGUUUAUUAAAUUUAACGUUUUAACAAUAAAAUAUCUCAUGUAUUUAUACGUUCAUUUGUUCUUUAAUUAAGCUCAGACGAUAGAGCAUCGUUCUAGAAAUGCGAAGGUCGCGGGUUCGAAUCCCAGCCGCGGUCAAGUAGAAUUUUCUGCUUGCCCGGUUUGGUAUACACUCGUCUGAAAACAACUCAAAAACCGCUACAUAUAUAUAUAUAUAUAUAUAUAUAUAUAUAUAUAUAUAUAUAUAUAUAUAUAUAUAUAUAUAUAUAUAUAUAUAUAUAUAUAUAUAUAUAUUUAAGCAAUAAUUAAAGCAGUCGAAAAAAUAUUCGAUGACAUGUCUCACUACCAAUAAAUGAAUGGAGAAACAAUUUAACUAGACAUUUUUAGUUUGCCAUAUAUUGACGUUAAAAUUAAAUUGGACAUCAAUGGGCAGGUAUUUUCCACCUCAGUUUUUGGUCGCAAAUAAGAAGUUCGAGGGUCCAGAAAUUGCUUUAGAAAUUGGUUUAAAAAAUUGCUUCUGUUUUAACGCCAUUAAAUUUAUCCAAAUAAAUGUAGUGAUCCACUGAUCAUAAACUACUUCUCUUUGUUGCAAAGGAUCAAAUCAUGGUCCUAAUCUCAACAAUUAUGACGAGGAAAGAACUGAAGGAACGUUUGAUCCAAAUCUUAAGAAUUAUGACGAGCGAAAAACUGGAGGUAGGUUUGACUAAAUUAUAUUAUAUUAUAUUAUAUUUUAUAUAAUACCUUAUUAAAUUCUAAUCAUUUAAUUGGCUGUUUAUGGUCACGUGAUAGUGAAUAGAAAAUUCCAUUUCCCAAGAGUGCAAUGGAACACGUUCCAUUGCACUCUCCGCGAGUGCAAUGGAAUAAAACGUAUAGUACAAUUGCACUCUUUGUGUUUUCGAUAAAUCGCAUCCCUCAAAAUGCUUCUCAUACGAAUCUAUUAGUCUAUUUUGGUAUUAUAUAAAACAAAUAAUGAAUGUUUCUUCGUGCAAUGGUAAGAAUAUUUUCAUUCGGUGAAAGAUGGAAUGUUCCAUUCAACUCGGCUGUCGCCUCGUUGAAUGGAACAUUCCAUCUUUCACCUCAUGAAAAUAUUCUUACCAUUGCACUCAUAAACAUUCAUUAUUUGUAUAAUAUUAUAUUACAGUUGUCAUGAUUUAUUUCGGCAAUUAAUACAUCUAUACAAGGUGUUCCAAAAAACCCCAAAACUAUUAAAAUAACGCAUUGAUAGAAUUGGAAUGCCUCAGCACUCUGCACGAGCUUCACCAUUGAAUAUCCGAAACACGUCCGAAUUUAUCAUUAUGAUAAAUUCGGGGCACCUAACCCCCAAUACUAUAACCCCUAACCACUAACCCCUAACCCGAAUCAAACUUUUUAACUUUUUUGAAAAUCUAGUUUUUUAUUUACUUUUUUUGCUUUUUUAAACUUUUUUAAAACUUAUUUUAAUUAAAACUUUUUUAAAACUUUUUUGAAACUUUUUUACUUUUUUUUAAAAAAUCUUUUUUCAUGUACUGAGUAUGCGCGUUUGGUCACUAAAAGGCUGGCUAAUUGAUGAAAUACUUCAUGAUAAGAAAAGGUUUAGGAAGUAAUGGAGACAAUUUCUAGUUAUAUCAUUGCUAUAAAACUGUUCACUUAACUGGAUGACUCGUAUCAUGAACGGAACAAAUACAUAUCAACAACUAGAAUGACAGCGCGUCCGGCUAAAAAUGUGGUAGGUAUACAGGUUCAAGCCCGGUGUGAGAUUCCUGCACAAUCAAAACAAACAAUAGUACAUCACAGUUUUGUUGAGAAUUUUCUUCCUCUUCUUAGGACUAUUCACAGCUGAUCAGAAACUGAAGGGUAAGACAAGUAUUUACACUCGUCAAAAUCCAAAUGGUGGUCGUAGUGGCUAUGAAUGUCCCGAGGAACGAGAUUACUAUCCUUACUGGCAUCCUACUGACUGGACUGAUAUAGUGGUAUUUGCUCAUAAUGAAGCGAUAUGUCAAUAUUAUCAGAGAGAAAGUUUUAAUGUCAAACCUAAAGGUAAGUCCCCAUGGACACGAUCACUUGGUCACUUGGUUAGUGUACAGUAUUCUACUGGAACCUAACCGACUGGACAGUUAUAGCUUUUGCGAGGGUUCACAUGAUUGAAGUUUAUGAAUUAUUAAUGAGUGUUUUAAUUAUAAUUUCGCAUCUGAUGCGUAAAGAAUCCUGGCAAAUUAUUUUUCUGAAACACUAUUUUCUUUGUUUCGACUCUAAUUAAAAUCUUGUUCUUAUGCAACUCAAAUUGUUGAACUUGUUUAUCUUGUUCUUUGCUAUCUAAACUAUACCAAACAUCCAUGCACAAUAAUUAUAUGAGUUGACAUGAAGUUGUGAUGUUCAGUGACGCGACGUUUUUUACUAACGUUUCUAGACAAUAUGCGUUUUUCUAAAAAUUUCUUAUUUCUUUGUUCGCAGAGGAAUGUCUUCAAUACUACAAUUCGAAAACAGACGGUUUCCGCCAUGACUCGAUUUAUAGCAACAAAAAGGACUGCGAAAAUAAUCGUGGCUUCUGGAUUUCAUUCAGCAACUAUUUGGAAGAAUAUCCCAAGUAUCAAACAGAACGAGCAUGUAAUGCUGGAAGUUCUAGUCAACUACCUCUUAAAUGGGACAUUCCUUACCGCUCCGAAGAUAUUGACAAUUUAAGAAUGACUGGUGGCAAUGUGGAGUCACUAAAACGUUGUUUGGUCGCCCUUGUUCCGCCAGAAUGCACGAAAGCUCCACGUACAAGAACAAAUCAUUUAGGAAAUGCCGAUGGUGUGGUUCCUCUGCGUUACAAUUGGGUCAUUCCACAUUUCCCGUCUGGUCAUGCACAAAGAUGCAUCAUAAGAAUAAGGUUAGCUAGAAGGUGGUAAUAAGGUUUCUUCUCCUGUAAUACUCGUUUUCUCUUUACAAGGGUCAAUAGGCUUUUGCGAUAUGUUGUACAGCUUUUCUUUUGAUAAAAUUUAAAAAGGAAACUUUUUAGUUGGAGUGUUAAUAAAUGCCAGCUUGAGGUAUAUAAAUUAAAACACUUUGGAGAUCAGUUUUCCUAAAUCUAAGAACAAUACACAUAUACUGCAUUGGCUGUUAAAAUGUUUAAUUCCACAUUAAUUUAAUAAUAAUAUUUUAAUAAUAAGUUUUAUUAUCCAUCAAUAGAUAAAAAAAUACAAUGGAUUUACAUUUAAAAAAUAUUUGCAUAUAGUACAUUGUUAAAAAAAUUACAUCAAUUAAUCAGUUAAUGAACAGGCCCUAGAGAUGAACGAGUUCUUGUGUCUAUCUGUAUUUGAUAUUGUUUUGUUAAAUUUAGGUUUACUUCUAAGAUUAUAGUUAUGAAUCUUUGGACUAGGUAAAAAUACUCGGCAUGGGUGAUUAGUGUCAGAUUGAAUUUUCAAAAGCUCUCUCUUAGUUGCUUCAACUCUUCCUUCUCUAAGGGUAGGUAGCAUUGGCGUACCGGGAGGGGCGGGGGGUGGCGGCAGCCCCCAGUUUGUUGGGCAGUCGGGCAAUAUUCGAUCAACGUACAGUCGGGCAAUUUUGGUUUAUUAUAAAUAUAAAUGAGGACAAAUUCUGUCAAUUUUGUCGGAAAUUCUGUCAAUUUUGUGGUCAAUUUUGUGAUGUUUGGAAAAUUUGUGUGAUGUUCCGACAAAUUUUGGUGUCUGAAAAAUUUUUUGACCCCUAAAAUUGUACACUGACCGAAAUUUUUUUGGCGACGGGGGGGAGGGGAGGUCGUCAAAAUAAAUUCCGGAAAAAUUUUUUUCCGUACUGGUCGGGCACAAUCCGGAAAAGUCGGGCAAAUUUCUUUCCGCCCCCCUAAUUUUUCCCUUCCGGUACGCCCAUGAUAGGUAGGUGGUUCUUCGGCAGGCCAAUGGUCUUCAUACUUCUAGUUUGUAUUUGUUCUAUUUCAUUAAUUUAAAACGUAGCAUAAAAUACAAGCUAAUUAGUUAUAUUUUUCUCAGCCCAUGAUAUGGAACAUUUACACUAUUAAUUUAAUUUACUGUGUUUUCUCUAUUUUUCCACUGGGGCUUAUUUCUUUCCACUAGUAUAGACUGGGGGCUUGUUAGAAUGUGAGGGGGGGGCUAAAAAAAUUUGGUUCUUUAAAAGAUAUCAAAACACAGAACUAUCACUAGACGAAUACUUGGAAAAAAAUGUCUUACAAUUUACAUUAAUAAUAUAAUUUAGUUAUGCCAUUGAACGUGAUAUACAUAUUAUUAUCAGUGAACAUGCAUUUUAAAGAACAUUGGUGUCGUAUAACCUUAUGUUGAGCAUGGGUGGGGCGUAUUUGUUUCAGCGCUUCUAGACUCUGCGCUAAUUAGAAGGGGAACCAACUGGGCCUGGGGGAUAAAUAAAUAAAAUACGGUACACUCACAAGUUUAUUUAUCAAAGAACGUUUCAGAAAAUUAAUGUAAAAUGUUUCCUUUAUGGGGCACUUAACAUUUAAUAACCGUAUAAUAAAUCUGAGGUCAACUGACGUUGUAAGGUUUUAAUUUUCACUCCUUUUUUCUUUGUUUAGGUACAACAUUUCAACAGGCGAUUAUCCACCGUUUAACACAUUCGGCGACAAAAAUGAAGAUCCGUAAGUAUUUUAUACAUAUGGGCACGAUCUGAAGGGCAGUGGUAGAAAUCUAGGUUGUGGCAAAUGCCACUUUCACGUGAAAAACAACUAUUUAUCGGAAAUGUUGACAUAAAAGUCAAAGCAGAUAAUUUCGGUGGUAUAUGGUGGCUUCGUCUGAAAUGUUCGGUCCUGCCAGAUAUUCAGUAGAGUUCAUCCCAUGCAACCGCGAAAAGUGAAUUUUCGCCACUGGUAACCUAAAUAUUAUUGCAUCUAUAUAUACAUGCAGUACAUGAAAACUCUUUCUCAGCCGGCGGUCUCCGGCAGUCUCCCCGUAACGCAUAUCACCAUGCAGUGAAAACAAUGCGAUGCUGGUAUACCCUAUGAGUCUCAAAACACAUGAAGUAUAUAGCGCGUGAUUUGACAGUGUAUCCGACUACGGGAGCUUCUUAUUGGCCAACGAUUACGCGCGUGCAAGUAAACCCAGUAAAACCCAGUUUAUAAUAUAGUCAUUCACCGUAUAUGAGCUAUUCUGCAAUCUGAUUGGUUGAAUUACUCGCCGUAUAUAUAUAUAUAUAUAUAUAUAUAUAUAUAUAUAUAUAUAUAUAUAUAUAUAUAUAUAUAUAUAUAUAUAUAUAUAUAUAUAUAUAUAUAUAUAUAUCAGCCCAUAUACGGCGAGUAGAGAAAAACAAGAUGGCGGUCCAAAAACUACAUGAGUUUUGCGAAGCAGAAAAAAAGAAAAUAUUCGCUUUGAGAAUGAUAAUAGUACAAGGAAAAAUUCUCAAAAACAUUUAACAGGUUAGCAAAAUACAUUUAUUACAUAGAAAUUAGUUUAAAUGCAAGUUAUUUUAAAGAAUUAAUAUCGAAACAACAGCGAAAAAAACAUGUUCAUUGAAAAUAUAAAUUGUUCAGAAAAGUUUGCAACGAAAGACAAAUGAAUUUGCAGUCAACAAGCACUUACUAUACUACCAAACAUCUGUAUAAUAUAUCUGAGCUUUUCUGUGAGAUAUACCGGUUCUAAAACCAUUUCUUUUACUUCGUCUUCGAGUUGUAAAACAAAAGUAUUUCAAAUUUUCAAGGCCAAGCGGUUCUUGGCCGAACAAAUUGUCAAGACAUUGACAUUGUAACAGACUAGAGGAUAAUUAAUUAUUGGUUCAGUUCAGUAAUGGAUAUUAGACUAUAUUAUAAAACAAUUAUCCCAUUCGCUCUCGUCGUAUAUGCCUGAUAGCCGACACGGUGCUACGCACCUCGUCGGCUAUCAGCUCAUAUACGACUCGAGCUCAUGGUAGCUAUAAUUGUUAAAUAUUCAGGUUUUUCUUCAAAUGAAAUUCAGAAUGUUUGGCCAAGGCUGAGUAAAUGUAUGAUUGUUUUGGUUUGUGUAAUGGUUUGACCGCAUUUGAUCCCCUGUUCAAAAGGUUAUUUUAUUCAACUACGAGGAUUUCGAUGGUGCUUUUCGUUUUAAAGUGGGGUAAAUACCACUGAAAAAAAAAUUGAAAAUCCAUAGAAGGCCAUAGAAUGGAAAUUGUAAUGGACCUUCAUUGGAAAUAGGAUGAACUUUGAUUAUCCAUAAUAUUUGUGUAUUUCUAUACUAUGGAAUAAUAGUAUAUAUCGAAAUAUUAUAGAUAUACUAUAGAUUUAGUGCUGCAAUUGCAAAUUUCAUGGUAUGGAUUUCACUUUUUCCCCCAAUCUACUCGCUCAGAUAUCUACAUUAGAAACAAUUUAAUCCUAAAUAUCAAAUUGGGGCCGAUCGAGAAAGCUAGUUUUAAAUAAUAAUUGGCUUUCGGCAAACAAUAACAAUUUGAUUUACGUCAGAAACUUGGGAGGGAAUGCGUGGGAAUGGACAACUGAUUUUUAUCUGCGACUAUUCAUUCUUCGGCGCAUGAGACUACGACAGAAUAAGACUACGAAGUCUUAUUCCGCCCCAAAAUUUUAUUUUUGUUUAUCAGGAAUAACGGUGUAAAAUCUCCAGUACAGAACAACCCAAAAGUCGAUGUUGGUGAUGUAACAGUUCAGCUGCCAUUAAAACUUGCCAUCAACACAGCUCAAUUUGGACGUACUUUUCAAGAUCGAUCUCAUUUAUUCAAGCUCCUACCCAGGCCUAAAUCUGUGUCAGAUGAUGACAUCAUCCACAAUCUGAACGCACGAGGAAAGCGCGGGAAUAUCGUUCAAACUUUUCCAGCGGUGGAAUACGAUUUUAUACCGAAACGAUUGGAUAUUCCAAGCACCAGUCUUGUGCAUAUCCAGUGGACUGGUAAGUUUUGUUUACUGUCGAAAAUUUAUUCCAAAUUUUUUGUAGCUGUACGACGUAUCCAUUGUAUGAUUGGGAAGGAGUGUUCCAAUUUAAAAGUUUCCCUGGUUCUUGCAUUGUAUCAAUUACGCAAAUAUUUCAUUACCGAGGUUUAUUUGACUCCGAAUUCAAGAUUAGCCAAAAAGAGAUUAAAGUCAUGUAUUUCGCCUUCAUUUUCUACCGAUUACGUCACGACGUACUUUUGAAACCAUUGUAUCUACGCCACCACGUUGGAAGUUUCGAAACAACAUCUGAUGUACUGGCGACGAAAUUUGUACCCUAUGCAUGUCAAGCCUAAAGCUGUUUCAUGCCGUCUUUCAAACAUGCACUACGAUCACCUUAAUGGAUGAAAUUAGACAAUUUUUCCCCAGUAUAACUUGCUAUGGUUCAUGCAUAAGUUCCUUUUUCUUUUCUGAUUGUCCAUUUCUAUAUCACAUGCAUAUAUGUCGGUAAUUAGCUACCUUAGAAAUCAGUAUAAAUUGCAUAGCGUACAGACAUAGUGAGAUAUACUUAUCUUAAAAUGACCCUCUUUUUUUCAAAGGAUCAAAUACCAAUCCUGGGAAUUAUGCUGGGCAAGGAACAGCAGGUAUAGCUGAAUGGUAUUAUGCACUUAAUAUCUGCUCACAAAGGGAAUAGUUAGUUUUGUUUACCCUAGAAUCCCGUGCGUAUUUGUUAUUAUAUAAUCAUCCACUCACACCGUCAUGUCGCAGAUACAUAUGUACAGUGUUGGGCGCACCUAUUUUUAAAAUUAUACCAUUCAAUCGUUCACAGACUAAAGAUGUGAAAUCGUUAUGCGAUAUAUAUAUAUAUAUAUAUAUAUAUAUAUAUAUAUAUAUAUAUAUAUAUAUAUAUAUAUAUAUAUAUAUAUAUAUAUAUAUAUAUAUAUAUAUAUAUAUAUAUAUAUAUAUAUAUAGGCAUAUAUAUGCAUAUAUACAUAUAUAUAUAUAUAUAUAUAUAUAUAUAUAUAUAUAUAUAUAAUUUGUUUUGUUGUAGUAGAUAAUAAAGUGCUCAACACUAAUACAAAAGUAGAGCAAGAUAUAUUUAUAUCUUAAAAUUAAUUAUUGCUACUCAAGUUUCACGCCUUAUUCAAGACGAUCUUCAGGCAAUUAAUUCAGUUUGUGUUUGAUUUGUCAGCAUCAACGGUCGGUCGCUGACGC
Paramuricea clavata is the source of this 38405-nucleotide messenger RNA. The record is from the annotation of a GenBank genome assembly. Lineage: Eukaryota; Metazoa; Cnidaria; Anthozoa; Malacalcyonacea; Plexauridae.